Messenger RNA from Zootermopsis nevadensis, 1442 nucleotides. RefSeq lists its product as uncharacterized. NCBI's taxonomy places the organism in Eukaryota, Metazoa, Arthropoda, Insecta, Blattodea, Termopsidae. The record is from RefSeq and is a predicted model, not a curated record.
AUGACACACCAGGCAAUAACUGAAAGUACAUUUUUUGUGUCUGACAUAUAUAUAUAAAUGGGUGUAUGCAUGAAAGUCAUUUGUGUAUACAACCGGAGCACAUCCAAAUAAAACACUUAGGUGAGACAACAACACAACAUAAUGGCAAGUGCAACAUUGAAAAUGGCCUUCGGUCUAUUUAUGACCUGGAUCUUGAUAACAGAAUUGUCUGCACAGUCUGAAAUCUGCACGUUGAAGGAAGAAAAUGCACAAUGUGUCCAGAAGUCAGAAUGCUGCAGCAGAUGCUGCCGUGCAGGACUGUGUGCUAAUGCAGGUGAGUGCUUUGCUUCCUGUGAUCCAAACAUACUUGCAACUGCUGAAGGACCCGAUCUUUGCAAACUAACGAAGUCCAUUGACGAGUUCGUCGGCUUGUUCGAGAUCACAAUUGAUGAAGAUCUGGCUGCUGCGAUUCCUCUUUUGUCUGAAACCAUCGGACUUGCAAAAGCUUUUCUGAAUGAUCCUCUCACAGGCUUCCUUAAUAUCAGUAACGUAAUAAAACAUUAUCAGUCAGUAUCAUCAGCCUUUGACACGUCAGGGGCUAACAUUCAACGUAUAAUUGAUACUUUCGGCACUAUAAUAAAUGAAAUUAGUAAUAUUAUCAGGAAAAUAAUACCUGAUCUCCAGUGAUACAAAGCCUGUUAAUUUCAUUUAAACAAAAAGUUUCACUUUUGGGGGGAAUUUAACUGGUGCUUAAAAUUGAAAUGUGUCAACAGUGUCGUGUAGCUCCACAGAACCUCACAAAUACUUCUGUUCAAAUGUAAUACAAAUUUGUUACAUCACAUGCCUUGCAAUAUUUAUAGAAUUUGCUUGUGACUAAUCAGUGGAUAAAAUUUAGUUUUGUCAUCAAAAUUAGAAUGUUAAUAACAUUUUACUUCGGUAUAUUUAAGAAAGUGGCUAUUCUAUUUGCUUGAACCAAACGCAGGGCCGAAACGCCCAUCCUUCGAAUACAUGCCUAUUAUUCAAUAUGCUGCUUGCAAACGGGAGAAAUGCAUUAUUAACAACGACCAUAGUGCCCAUCUCAGAUGCAAUCUCUUCAACAAUCUGAUACUAUUCAGCGGAUUCACGUUUUAAAGCAGGCGGCCUGUUACAUAUUUAUUACAUGCGUACUUUGUAAAUAAAAAUUUAGGAUCGAUUUAAUAAUUUAUGAAAAUAUGACGUUCAACUGGAAUACUAAAUAAAUGCCAUUUAAUUAAUUCUUGGAACAAAUCUUUCCGUUUAUUAAGAUUUAGGAAAUGUUAUAAUUACUAACAAGUUGAUAAACUCAUAAAAUGUAUAAUUCGAAUAAUUAAGGAAGUAAACUGAUUGUAUUUAAAUAUAUUAUGGAACCCAUUAACACAGUAUUGUGAAAUUAUCAAUGUAAAGCUAUGAACAAUAAAUGUUUAUUAAAUAUGAAAAAGUUAAGA